Oryctolagus cuniculus (rabbit) is the source of this 9763-nucleotide messenger RNA. RefSeq names its product Cl-/H+ antiporter 5 (gene CLCN5). Gene Ontology annotation, cellular component: Golgi apparatus; plasma membrane; synaptic vesicle. Gene Ontology annotation, biological process: chloride transport; transmembrane transport. Lineage: Eukaryota; Metazoa; Chordata; Mammalia; Lagomorpha; Leporidae. Gene Ontology annotation, molecular function: voltage-gated chloride channel activity. The record is from RefSeq and is a predicted model, not a curated record.
UUAUAUGCCUCCUCAUUCAAGCAAUGUGUUUCUAAGGACUCAUUGUUAAGUAUUUAGACAAGUGUGAAAUAGUCUAAGAAGAUAAGUCUUAUUAUGUAAUGUUAGUGAAUUCUGUAGUGGCCUUCAGAUACUAUAGGCAAAAUCCUAUUUAAUAAAGAAUUAAUUUGAAGGAGGCUUAUGAGGUUGGACAUCUUAUCCUUUUGAAUCUAAAAGUUUAAUCCUGUAAGACAGCCACCCUUGGGCCACAAAUGCCUUUUGCUUUUUACAGUAUUGUAAUUCAUUGCCACUAAAUAGUAUCAGUUGCACUUCUGCUUAUUACUGUUACAUUAGCAUAUCAGGAGAAUGAGAUAUUAUAAGUACGAUGGACUGAAAGCAUACAGGUUUUUUGUGCAGGGUCUCUCAUUUCAUUAGGUUUUGUUGUGCAAACAUUUCGGGAUGUAUGAAUUCUUAAGAGUUGAGGGUAAUAACAUCCAAGAGCCCUAUAUUUAGGGUCCGUUUGUUGGAGUGCACUGAGACUGGGUUAAUGUUUAACAGCGGCUGUCCUGUUGAUUCACUUAGGGAGUUGGUAGAUAGCAGUUUUAUUCUCCUUAUUGCACUAUUAAUUAAGACCUGCUGAAAAAUAGCCCUAGGAAUGCAGCUGGGGAAAGGAACACCUUUAAAGCAAUGGGAACGGAGCAGUAGAUUUAUUGUUAGGAUUGCAAUAGCUGCCCUUCAGCCGGGUUGGAUUAAUGAGUAUCAGAGUUGAUGCAGCUUUCUGGGCAAAAUACUUCUAGUAAAGAAAAAGCUCAUUUUCUUGAUUGUAGUCUGGGUUUUCCAAGUGACUAGAGGCUACUGAAGAUCUGACCUCGUAUGAGGACAAAUCCUACAAUGGUGGAGGAAUAGGUUCUUCAAAUAGAAUCAUGGACUUCUUGGAGGAGCCAAUCCCUGGUGUAGGGACCUAUGAUGAUUUCAAUACAAUUGACUGGGUGAGAGAGAAGUCUCGAGACCGGGACAGGCACCGAGAGAUAACCAAUAAAAGCAAAGAGUCAACGUGGGCCUUAAUUCACAGUGUCAGCGAUGCCUUUUCUGGUUGGUUGUUGAUGCUCCUUAUUGGGCUUUUUUCAGGUUCCUUAGCUGGUUUGAUAGACAUCUCUGCUCAUUGGAUGACAGAUUUGAAAGAAGGCAUAUGCACAGGGGGAUUCUGGUUUAACCAUGAACAUUGUUGCUGGAACUCUGAGAAUGUCACCUUUGAAGACACAGACAAAUGCCCAGAGUGGAAUAGCUGGUCCCAGCUUAUCAUCAACACCGAUGAGGGAGCGUUUGCCUACAUAGUGAAUUACUUCAUGUACGUCCUGUGGGCUCUCCUAUUUGCCUUCCUGGCCGUGUCUCUGGUGAAGGUGUUUGCACCUUAUGCCUGUGGCUCUGGAAUCCCUGAGAUAAAAACGAUCUUGAGUGGUUUCAUUAUUAGGGGCUACUUGGGUAAGUGGACCCUGGUUAUCAAAACUAUCACCUUGGUGCUGGCAGUGUCAUCUGGCUUGAGCCUGGGCAAAGAGGGCCCCCUAGUGCACGUGGCUUGCUGCUGUGGGAAUAUCCUCUGCCACCGAUUCAACAAAUACAGGAAGAACGAAGCCAAGCGAAGAGAGGUGUUGUCAGCUGCAGCAGCUGCUGGUGUAUCUGUUGCCUUUGGGGCACCUAUUGGCGGUGUAUUAUUCAGCCUAGAAGAGGUCAGCUACUAUUUCCCCCUCAAAACAUUGUGGCGUUCGUUCUUUGCUGCAUUGGUGGCAGCCUUUACUCUACGAUCCAUCAAUCCAUUUGGGAACAGCCGCCUGGUUCUGUUUUACGUGGAGUUUCACACCCCAUGGCAUCUCUUUGAGCUUGUCCCGUUCAUCUUGCUGGGCAUAUUUGGUGGCCUGUGGGGAGCUCUGUUUAUCCGCACAAACAUUGCCUGGUGUCGGAAGCGGAAGACCACCCAGCUGGGCAAAUAUCCUGUCAUCGAGGUACUCAUCGUGACAGCCAUCACUGCCAUCCUGGCCUUCCCCAAUGAAUACACCCGAAUGAGCACGAGUGAGCUCAUUUCGGAGCUCUUCAAUGACUGUGGCCUUCUGGAUUCCUCCAAGCUCUGUGAUUAUGAGAACCGUUUCAACACAAGCAAGGGAGCUGACCUGCCUGACAGACCAGCCGGUGUAGGAGUUUACAAUGCCAUGUGGCAACUGGCUCUGGCACUCAUACUGAAAAUCGUCAUUACUAUAUUCACCUUUGGCAUGAAGAUCCCCUCUGGCCUCUUUAUCCCUAGCAUGGCUGUUGGUGCUAUAGCAGGGCGACUUUUAGGAGUGGGAAUGGAACAGCUGGCUUAUUACCACCAUGACUGGACCAUCUUCAACAGCUGGUGUAGUCAGGGAGCUGAUUGUAUCACCCCUGGCCUCUAUGCCAUGGUUGGGGCUGCAGCCUGCUUAGGUGGUGUGACUCGGAUGACUGUUUCUCUUGUUGUCAUAAUGUUUGAACUUACUGGUGGCUUGGAAUACAUUGUGCCUCUUAUGGCUGCAGCCAUGACAAGCAAGUGGGUGGCAGAUGCUCUUGGUCGAGAGGGCAUCUAUGAUGCCCACAUCCGUCUCAAUGGAUACCCCUUUCUUGAAGCCAAAGAAGAGUUUGCUCAUAAGACCCUGGCAAUGGAUGUGAUGAAGCCACGGAGGAAUGAUCCUUUGUUGACUGUCCUUACUCAGGACAGUAUGACCGUGGAAGAUGUAGAGACCAUAAUCAGUGAAACCACUUACAGUGGCUUCCCAGUGGUGGUGUCCCGGGAAUCCCAAAGACUUGUGGGUUUUGUGCUCCGAAGAGAUCUCAUUAUUUCAAUUGAAAAUGCUCGAAAGAAACAGGAUGGGGUUGUGAGCACGUCCAUCAUUUAUUUCACUGAGCAUUCUCCUCCAAUGCCACCAUACACUCCACCCACCCUGAAGCUUCGGAACAUCCUGGACCUCAGCCCCUUCACGGUGACUGACCUCACACCCAUGGAGAUUGUAGUGGACAUCUUCCGCAAGCUGGGACUGCGGCAGUGCCUCGUCACACACAACGGGCGAUUGCUUGGAAUCAUUACCAAAAAGGAUGUGUUAAAGCAUAUAGCACAGAUGGCAAACCAAGAUCCUGAUUCUAUUCUCUUCAACUAGAAUCAUAGGGUUCUUCUGGAUCCAAAACAGGAAGGACAUUGCAGACCAUGGAUAUAUUUUAUUAACUGGGUGCCCAAAACACAUUUCUCAUAUUUGGAUGGUGAGGUCAUAUUAGUGCAUUGUCUCUUGCCUACAAGUUAACCAGUUGCACUACAUAAUCUCUGGAAAUUAAUCUUCUCUUUAGGAGAGAAUACAGUUAGGCUUACUUGAUAAUGAAUUUGGAAGAUUUCGUGAAAGAGUAAACAAGAUCACUAUGGUUUAGUUCUAUUUGUUUUUAAGAUUUGUUUUUAAUUUGGGAAAUAAUCGUUAGCCAAUAUGCAAUCACUGAAAACUAUGCAAGAAAAAUUCCCAAACCGUCUAGACCUAUAGCCUGCAGGAAUCUUAUGAAAAAGUCACUUUGGGAGGAUCUAAUUGCCAUUGGUGGAACAUGAAGUGUAAACUUAAGGGGCUUUGCUUUUCCAACCAUGGAAAAGAAAGCCAGAAGGAAAAUAGCAAUGGUAUUUUCUAGACUGUGAAGAUUCAGUUCAAAUGUUAUCCUUGUUCCUGUUACAAUACUUAGCAUUAUUAGUUUGUUAUAUGUAUGUGUAUGUUAAUUUUAAUUUCUGAUUCUAAGACAAUGCUGCUUUGGUUAAUCUCCUCUAAGCAAAUUUAGAGAGGUUGACUUUUAUAGCUUGCUUGUUCCUGGUACUCUUUUGAAGUGCACAAAGAUAAGUUACAGAGCUUUCUCCUUGUCUGCGAAAAGGGUAGUUUUCCAGAUGGUAUUUGUUAGCUAGUAGGCAAGGACUUUGCCAUGAAUUUGUUAGUAGCAAGGAAAUGAUUUCUUCCAGCUUCCUUGAAACGAAUGAUUAGUCAGGUUCUCAGCAGAGUCCAUGACUGGGAAUUUCACAUUUCUGUGAGGUCCUAACCAAUCCUCUUACCCAGAGCCUCCUCCGUGAAUGAUGGUGCUUUAGGCUUCUGGACUAUGGAAGACCAGUAAAGGGAACCACGUUGAGAUUGCAUACUGGUAACCAGGGAAGAUUCAGAGCUGCAUCUGCAUCCUCACGCAUUCCUUUGUACAAAGACCACCAGGGCUAAAAUAAGUGGGCACUCAUGGCUCCUCCCAGUGUCAUCCCUGUGAGUAUGAAUUAGGCUUGAGAUAUUUUCAGCUGUAUUCAAGGGGUUGGGACAGGAUAGGCAGCUGUGACUCCCUGGAGGGUCCUUCGAAUUCUAAAUAAAAUUCAGGAUCAUCUUCAGACCUAGGACUGUGGACAAGGCCUGGUGACACCAAAGGUGCUUGUAUCCAGUUGAAAAGGUGCCAGUCUCAAUUUCUUCCCACAUUUAUUGUAGGAAAACACAAAGCCAUCAUGCCACAGGGACACCUGGUGGUCUUAAAGAGCCACCCCCCUCCCUGCCACCAUUCCAACCACUAUUGAAUUUUCUGUAGUUUUUACCCAUGUCCUCCAAGGACACCCCUUCCAUUCUGUUCCCCUUCCUACUCCUCAGUACUGAAUCUCUCUUUGGGAUUGAGCAUUGUGACUGGUUAAUCAUUCCUAAUAUAUAUGUGUGUGUGUGUGUGUGUGUGUGUGUGUGUGUGUGUAUAAAUAAAAUAACUCCCAAGGCUAGUUACAUUGUAAACCAAGGCUCAGCAAUCUCAUGGCACAUGGCCCAGAGGUGACAUACAGCCUUUUCUUUGCCAUGUGACCCAGUUGCUGCUGCCAGGCCUCCGUUUCCCUACCAGAUGCCCAUGACAGUGAGACACCACUGCCAGGGGUGAGAGUUCAGCCUUGCUCAGAGUACAACUCUGCUGCCAGCACUUGCCGCCACCCUCCCAGCCUGGCAUCAGCAGUCUGUUGGCGUGACCCUCCCCCGCAAACACCUCAGCAUACCUCAUUCCAGAAGUUGCUCAUCCCUGAUGGGAGUACUUUUCACCCUUAGCUCUUAUCUUUCUAAAAGUCUUGUAUUGCCCAGCAGAACUGGGUAGCGAAGGUUUAUUUUAAUGUUUAUCUGCAAAAUAUUAUCAGUCACCAGAGUUUCUCCUCCUCCGUAUAUCACAGUAGCAUUUUUAAUGAAAAAGAGAAAAACUCCCCAGGGUACGUGAUAUCCUAGUCAUGGCUCCGUCACUUCACGUCUUUUGUCUCUUCCAUGCCACUGACUCCUUCAUAUGAGAUGAGACGCUAUGCUUGGCUACCCUGUGUAUUGUGUCGAAAUCAAAGUUCUUAUCUGUAUAUUUCUGGUUCAAUGCCUAUCUUAUUAGCCAUCCUUUCCCACUGAAGUUUGCCAAGUAGGAAAUGUUACUGUUUCUGGUAUUUGAUGGCAGUGGAAGGUUGGGUUGUAUUUCAUAGUGCAGCAGUCCCAAUGGAGGGUGUCUUGUUUGCUUUCGUGUUUCUUCUAGCUCUGUUCUUGAUUUUAGACAGCUGAGCCAGUGUUAAGGUGCUACUUCAGAGAAUAAAAUCAAGAAAUCACAUAACACUGUGCCAAGGUCAACUUUCCAGAUGCUAAGCACCGGUUGGCCCUCCAGAGAAAGACAAAUAGCCCUUUGAUACCUCACUCCUGAUAAAUCUCGUUCAUUCACCUCAGUUUCUCAGGAAGCCUUGUAGCUCAUGCGCUAGAAGUAGCUGUAGUGUGUGGUGUCCGCUGUACGUCCAAUCCUAUGAUUUGGCUCAAAGGUUGGCUGGCUGUGGCUCGAGCUCUCUGCUAGACUGCAAGCUCAGCACCUGGACUUCUGCUGAGUUAAAGGAAAAUGUUCUUUCUGCCAUUGCCAGUUGAACAGUUGGACCUACUUAACCUACAAAGCCAAUAUAGGGAGGUCUGUCGGUAGCCUCAAAAGGCCACAUAGCUCAGUGGCAGGAGACUAGAUAACUUGUGAUUUGAAACUGAAUGAGUUGAGACUAGUCUAUUUGGUAUUAAAAAAAAAAGAAAGAAAAUGACCAGCAUAUGGAAGGGUUUACAAACAAAAGAGUGUCAAUAAAUGCUUCAAACAGAGUUAGGAUUUCCCAAGGGAAGAUAAGCUGGUAGGAGUGAGAGUCUAUAGAUCUGUAAAAGUCUAACUAUUUUUUGGUGGCUUUACACCUUCAAUUGAAUGUAAAGAAGCUAAACCGGGAAUGCAUACUUUGUUACACUAGAGGGAAGAAGCAGGUGGCUGACAACAGAAAACAAUGGCUACUUUAAAUGACUUCAUUUCUUUUGAGUAAGAAACCUGUAAUGAAGCUUUUCUUUCUGGCCGUAGCAUUCCUGGCUCAGCCGAGCUGUGGGUAGAGGUGAUGUGAGCCACAAAACAGAUAUUCUCUGGUGCAUAAUCUGACCUUGACGAGGCUUUGAAUUUGCCAGCUGGCAGAGCAAGCGAUUCAUUUGCUGAUUAAACUGCAAAGCAAUUCAAUUGUCUUGGCACCAAAAGCUGAAUUGAAACCCUUUACCGGAAGAGCAGAGCACAGUAUAUGUUCCUCUAGCAGGUCUUUAAUUCUGUUUGAACAGGAGAGUGAUCAAGUAACAAGGACUCAGUGUGGUCUAAGGCUACAAAGCAUUUCACAAUCGUGUGCAUGUGUGCAAGUGUGCGGUGAGCAAAUCUGUAUUUAAACAUGCAGUGUACAGUAGAGUCCACUCUGGAAAGUAACCAUGGCUGUAUAUCGGAAGCAGUGCUGUCACCUACUAGAGUUGGGUUUUGAUUUUAGUUGACUGUGUUAGGUGAUAAGUGGGAAGAUAUACUUGUUCCCCUACACUAUCUGUUGAUUUUGUUCUGAAGUAAGUCAAGAGCAGUGCAAUUCUUGAAGCGAAGUGUUUAAUGAUGAUAGUGAAGGUAAGAUUGAGAUUUUGAAAUAGCCAGUGUGCUUUAUAUUGCCAGAGUGCUUACUGAGGAAUGACUACGUUGUCCUGUGAGAAGCUUGUUCACCUACAGUGGGUCAGAGUGAGAUGCAGGCCAUCUACCUGUUCCAAGAAUGCAGGAGAACAUAUUUUCCCAUGGUGCAUAGGGUAUUGAACAUCUGAAAGCACUGAGAAAAAUUAGGAAUUUAGAAAGUAAAUGGAAGAGAAUAUUGAAACUUUUUUUAAAGGAGAGAUGUCUAAAUAUGUGGUCUGAGCCUCAGUAUUCUGAAACUUUAUUUUUUAAAAAAACAUCUCUACAAUUGCCUUGAUUCCCUUUGAGAAGGGACUAGAAAACCCCGUUAAGAGAAUUCCUGAAUGGUGUGAGAUGGUGAGAGGAAAACCAGUUCAUGCCCCACCCCUUGCAUCUUGGCAUUCAGAAAUUGCUUGAUCAUGUGCCUCAAGGGGAAAAAAGUCAAAUCCCCCCAUCCCCCGCCUCAAAGGCCAGGCUUCAUAAGCAAACUAGAAGCCCCAAGCAGUGUUCUACUCAAGAGCAAUCUAGUUUUAUGGAGAGGGAUAAACCAAAACAUCUGUUCAUGAAGGAAUAUGGUUUCUGUUGUCAUUGCCUAAAUAAAUGAUUAGUGUUAGGAAGAUUUUCUGGAAAUCUAUUUUUAGCCUCCCUAGUAUGUCCUUAUUAGAUAUUGAAUAGAAAAAGUCAGAGUUCCUCAGAUCCGAGCUCAGGGGCUGUGUAAAGUUGAACUUCAGUCAGUGCAAUUGGACCUGUGGUGAUCGCUGAACUUGGCUCUGCUUCAAUUUUAGUUGUUUGCUCCAAAGAGAGAAAUUCUGGAAACAGUGAGGGUUAGCAACUUUGAGUUACUCCCCGACAUUUGCUGGCCACAUUCUCAUUUCUAAACCUCUGGAUCUGGGCAGAGUUUUAAAGGGAUGUCAGUGACAUAAGUGGUUUUUCUAUAACGUGGUCUGAUUUUGCCAAAUCACUCAAGAAAGAAUGUGCUGUGUAGAGUUUGCGUUUGUUGGAUGGGACCUCCCUGGUCAGCCAGCCUGAUCCUGCGGUCAUAGAUUCCUACCUCUAAGUUCCUGCCAAAGGGGUCUUCAGCCUCUGUGUGCACACCCACUGAAUGAAUGAAUGAAUGCCUUGCCUCAGUUUCGCCUUCUGAGGGGAAACAGCAUGUGAUGCUAUGAAAACAAGGAUUUUUAAAAAAAUCAUCUCUGUCCUCGUCUCUCCCUCCCCUUCUACCUCACUUCCUUUUGCUCCCCUCCCAGCGUCCUGGAUUCAAGUUCCUCUCAGCUUUUAGAAGCGUUUUGUUUUGAAGGUGGACCUUGGGGGAAGGGGAGGAUCAUUCUAAGAAGAGAGAAAGGAAGCUCCUUCUCAGCGGAUGGGAACAACGGGGCGUUGCCCCGCUGUCUGAACUAAAGCCAGCAACACGUGUCCAGGAGUGCCGAGGGCUCUAGCGACCCCAAGGCAGGCAUGCGAAGUUAGUGACUGCUAGUCCAGAUCGGUUUGGGAUUCAGGGGCAGGCUGUGAUCUGGUGAGGGAAAUGCAGUCUGGCAGCGUGGGGGAGAGCGAUGAUUUGAUAGGGUGGGAAUGCUCAGCCUCACCCUUAUGCUGGGGGUCCCCCAGAAUAUGUAAUCCUUCCAGAGUGUUCCUUCCGCCUGUCCAUUUCACUUUGUCCCCUCUCCUCACUCAUUAUCCUGCCUUUUUAAGUACUCAGCUUUUUAUAUAAGUAUUUACUUUUGUAUUAUAUAUUUGGUCCUUUGGGACUUUGUAAUGCUUAAGAACUUAUUCCACUCAAGAUAAAAAUGAUGUGUUGAAUAUUUUGUUCUCUUCAACUGUCUUUUGAAGCUAUGCUGCUAACCAGGUACAGGCCAGAAAGGAGAUGGGCCCGAACAGCACCUUGGUCACGUCAUCUAAGGGUGACAAUGAUGUUGUGAUGGUGACUCUUUCUUCGUUUGACCAAGGCCAGCCUCCUGCUCUUACCUCUGCCCAUUCAUUUCUGGCUACGGGACAGAUACCAGCUACUGGGUGAGCCAUUGAGACCAGGAGAAUUAGAGGGGCCAGGCUCCAGCCCAUGUGCCACUAUUUGGAUAUCUCUGUAAUAAGCUCCUUUGUAGGGCUGGCUCCAACUGCAGUAGCCAAAGAAAACAUGUCUGACCUUGACCUAUGAAUUCCUGGGAGUUGGUCGAAAUUUAGCUGAAGCUCAGUGUAUAGACAUCAGCAGUAGCUAGGCAUCCAGACGCUAGCUUCAACCAAAACUAGCAGCGCCUGAGUUGCCACCGGAAGCUGGGUGCUGAGCUCUUCACAGCGGUUAUUUAUCUGAGUGUUGCCAACCCUUUAGCUAUACUUUCUUAGCUUUAUUCUCCCCAGUUCACAGGCACAGCCUGAACCAAAGCCGUGGCUCACUGCUCACUUCAUUCUGCUCCCUGGUCAUGCAUAGCAGCACAGUCUAAAAAGGAAGACAUGGACUGGGGAGUUGGGAGACCUGGUUUCUAUUCCCUACGCUUCUACUAACUAGCCUCGAGAUCUUAACCGCUCUGUGCCUCAGUGUUCCCAUCUGCAAAAUGGGGAUAGUGUUAAUUGCCCUACCUACCUCACAGGGUUGUUGUGAGGAUCAACUGAGACAAUGACUGGAAAGUACUUUGAGAAGUGCUAUGCAAAUUGUUUGAAAUGGAAACAAUCAUGCUCAAGGCAAUGGAAUGGAUAUUGGCAGAAAGGUUAAUGGGAUCGUCCAGCCCUUUCUCUGUGUGGCUCAAACCCAGGUCGCCAUUGCUUUAUACAUUUUCACUUAGCACAGAUUUGUAAUUAUGCAUGUAUUAAAGCACAGCCUUAUCCA